Messenger RNA from Rhagoletis zephyria (snowberry fruit fly), 1447 nucleotides. RefSeq names its product U5 small nuclear ribonucleoprotein 40 kDa protein. Gene Ontology annotation, molecular function: protein binding; RNA binding. Lineage: Eukaryota; Metazoa; Arthropoda; Insecta; Diptera; Tephritidae. The record is from RefSeq and is a predicted model, not a curated record. Gene Ontology annotation, cellular component: catalytic step 2 spliceosome.
UCACAAUCAAUUGCACCCUGUACUUAAAGUUUUAAUUGAACUCGCAAAGCUGCAACAUAUUUAUUUCUAUAAAUUUUUAGAAGCUAUUGUAGAGAAUUCCUUAUUUCAAAAUGGGAACAAAAAGACCGGGAAGCAGUUUGGUGCCUGUGGCCCAAAACACGAAGCGUAGUAAAACCGAUUUAAUCGCUUUUACCAACCGGGAUAAAGCGUUAAUGGAGUCGGGUAUUAGACGCACAUCCAACUUAAUGGCGCCCAUCAUGUUGCUAGAAGGGCAUGAGGGAGAAAUAUUCACAACUGAAUUUCAUCCGGAUGGCGAUUUGCUGCUUUCUUCAGGUUUUGAUCGUCAAAUCUAUAUCUGGAAUGUGUAUGGAGAGUGCGAAAAUUUAAUGGUUAUGUCAGGUCACAGUGGUGCUGUGUUGGAGGCACACUUUUCGACAGAUGGCUCAAAUGUGUACACAUGUGCUACCGAUAAGACUGUUGCAGUAUGGGACAUUGUGACUGGACAGCGAGUGCGUCGGAUGAAAGGUCACACAAAUUUUGUGAAUACCGUUCAUUGCACUCGGCGAGGUGUACAAAUGUUAUGUUCGGGCUCAGAUGACCGAUUGAUAAAAAUAUGGGAUGCGCGCAAGAAAAGUGCGGUGCAUACUCUGGAAUCGCCUUAUCAGGUGACAACAGUAUGCUUUAAUGAUACUGGCGAACAAGUGAUUUCCGGUGGUAUUGACAAUGAAAUAAAAAUUUGGGACGUACGCAAGCAACAACAGGUGAUGCAUAGAUUAAGAGGACACUCGGACACUAUUACAGGCGUGUCUUUGUCACCAGAUGGUUCAUAUUUGCUAUCCAAUUCCAUGGAUAACACUUUACGAAUAUGGGAUAUUCGUCCAUAUGCGCCAGGCGAGCGUUGUGUAAAAAUCUUCCAAGGCCAUCAACACAACUUCGAAAAAAAUCUUUUACGCUGCUCUUGGUCUCCAGAUGGCAGUAAAAUAUCUGCUGGUUCUGCUGAUCGCCAUGUUUACAUUUGGGACACAACAAGCAGGCGUAUAUUAUAUAAAUUGCCUGGUCACAAUGGUAGUGUUAAUGAUGUAGAUUUUCAUCCAAAAGAGCCAGUGAUAUUAUCUGCUUCAAGUGAUAAAACUUUGUAUCUGGGUGAAAUCGAAGAUUAGACUUAUGUAUAUGUAUUAUCGGAAUAUUAAACUGAAAAACAAGGUUAUAAAUAUUAACUAUUCUAACAGUUACAAACUCCUUUUAAUGCGGUAUCACAAGUCACUUUCAGUAAUAAAAAAUAGAGCAUUUCGUAAACGCCUCGUAAACUUACUUAUUUUGUAUGGUUUAUUUACGAGGUUUCCGUGCAUACGAGGCAUUUACGCGUUUACACGAAUACCCAUAAUGAAUUAAAUCCAGGUAUGUGCACGAAUCUUAACCAAUUACAAUUCACAGAAAUUUAAUAAAA